Molecule: messenger RNA, 3268 nt
Organism: Bemisia tabaci
Lineage: Eukaryota; Metazoa; Arthropoda; Insecta; Hemiptera; Aleyrodidae
Biological process (GO): actin filament polymerization
Cellular component (GO): actin cytoskeleton; cytoplasm
Molecular function (GO): protein binding
Source: RefSeq, a predicted model, not a curated record
UAUUAUUAUUUAUUAUUGGCAAAAUUUCGAGUAGACCAUUUGGUUGAAGUGAAGAAUUAUCCCUUAAAUUUAUUCCUAUAGCAUAAGUGAUAGUGCUGUUAUGGCUCAUUUUAUGAGCCUCAGGUAGUUUUUAAAAUAUGUGUCCGUCAAUCUACGAAGGUUAACCAUGAAUGAAGUUCCCUGCAUCACUUUCCUAGCUGUGUACAUCCUUUCCAUCAAUAUCAUUCAGACUAAUUCAAGGUCCUCAACCCUCUGGAAAUUAAGCGUUGAGGAUGAAAAAAUUAUUGAGGCUAGCUGUGCAUCAAAUGCAGCCUCCUCGCGCAACUCGCUUCCCUUUGAUGACCCCAUCUUCAACAUAAUAACCUCAACUGUGCAUCAGGGACAAUCGUGGACGAAGAGUGGUGAUAAUGACUGCCCACUUUGUAACCCCAGCAACUCUUCCUCAAAAGUUCGGUCACAGACUUCCAGGAGUGCAACUAAUCCUAGCGAAAAGAAAAGACCGAAAGACAUCACCCCUGAUCUAAGUAGUGAAACACUAGACUGUGGCCGACCAGCCAACUUUACCUUUUAUGAUAACCUUGUUGGUGUUGCCAACCGUAUGAAUCAUCCUAAUGUCCCUGAGCCACAGGUGAUGUUAAUAUUCAAGAAGAAAGUAAGUGAAAUUGACAUAUCUUCCCUAGAACGGAAGCUGAAAAAGGCAAAACGUGAGAAACCGAAGUCUGUCCAGUUGUACAACCAAAUUGGAAAUUUUUGGAGGGUGAGGGGUGACACCUUGAAGUCCAUCGAAUGUUUCCGCAGAGCGCUAGCAGUUUCACCACAUAAUGCGGAGGUUUUGCUAAAUUUAGCGCGAGUACUUUUUAAUCUUCAAUAUUUAGACGAUGCAAUCUACUUAACUCGCCGCUCGCUUGAAGUUCAGCCUCCUGACAAAAAUGCCUGGCAACAAUAUUUUACUUUGGGUGAAAUUUUUAAGGCGUAUGGUCAUUAUCAAGAAGCUGCGCUGCAUUUACGGCAUUGCCUGGAAUUGAAACCAGAGUUUGAGCCUGCUGCUCUUGCAUUACUUGAGAUGCAGAAUAUCCCGGACACAACCAUUCAUGUCUACACCCUGCUUAUCAUCGUGUGUCUUGUACUGGGUGUGUUGUUGGUGAUUGUCUCUUCAGUCGAUGGUGAUCUCAACUCCGAUUUUACAGACAUGAAGACAUCCCACAGGCACUUUAAUCGAGCAUUGGCCAUGCGAAGUCUAAAGUUUGGUAUCUCUGCUCGUACGCUGAGGGCAACUAAACGCACCUGCUAAUCUAAUGUGUUCUUUUUUGUUUUUAAACUUGCAGUUUUAAUUUUUAGUUCAUUCUAGUCGUUAGCCGUAUUUUAAUUUACACUACCUUGAUGGUAAAUGAAAGCUGUUCUGUUUCUUUUUUGUUUAAAAUUGUAAAAGGUAAUCUUUACUUUUGAAUCCACUUUUCAAUUUUAUCUUUUCCUCUAUCAAUUCAUGCACAAGUGAUGGUCUAUCAAAUGCCAAAAAUUCAGAGCCAGUGAAUAAAGAGCAAAUCUACGGCCCAACUAAGAAAACAGAUAUCAUGGUGUGAUAAUCCAGACAUUCCCAUCACAGUUUAUAUUUUAAUGAGGAAACUCAUCACUGUGAUUGCUUGAAAUCUCCCUUAGUUUUUUUUCUCUAUCUGAAAACUUUUCCAUGAAAAGGUCAAGUACAUAAAUAAAAUGGGCUAUCUUUCUGAGUAAUGAAAUAGAGAUGUUAAACCUGGCAAUCAAGAUAUGCGGUUACCUAGUUCAGCAUUUAAAAUUACAGCAGCCUCACUGCACUACCUCCUUUCAUAAAUUUCUGCAAUGGCGAAAGGAGGCCAAUCAUUUGAAGAGGAGACUUUACCAUGGGCGGAUCUAGCAAAAUGGCAACACCGGAUUCCUACCAUUUCAACCUAUGGAAAUAUAUCGAUUCUUGGAGGGGCCAGGUGCUCUGACAAGAAUUGAUUAUUUAGCAUAGGUUUAAAUGGUAGGAAUCCGGUGUUGCCAAAUUGCAGGAUCCGCCUUCGGACUUCACCACCAAUAGCGCUCUCUCCCGUGGGCAUUAUCUCAAGCAGGCUGGUUAUUUUGCUUUGCUAAUUAAAGUGGCAAGGUCUAUCAUUCAGCAAUAUGAAUGAAUGGGAUGAGAUGCUUUUCAAUAUCAAUGGAGGCGUUGGGUGUGGAAAGGGCUUUUCUUAGUAGCUGUGGGUCACAAUUUUUACUGCAUUUAUAUUUUAGAGAGGACUCUAUUCGGUGAAUUUUCUGGAAAUUUUCGUUUUCAGCAUUGAAAAAAUCAUCUAGAAAAUUCAGUAAAAGUUUUAACGAAUUCUACUCAUUUGCUUUAAUCAUAGUGGAUGAAAAGUUAGCAGAGAUUCUGAAAGACUGCAGCCGAUAAAUGCCCUCUCUGCACCCAACGCCUCAAUUGGUAGAGCCAGAUAUUUUGUCAUGUUAAUGUAAAACUUCUUUUGAGUGUGCAGCAGGGCUCCUUUUGUAACAAUUCAAUUAAAAUUGUGAGAAUUCAUCAGUUACGUCCUGCUGGCUUUCUUAACCAAAAAAAAAAAACUAGGGGAGCGAGAAAGUAAAAAACCAGUUGUUAAUGCCUGUAGUAGUUGCAAAGGACACUGCGAAUUUUAAGAAGAAGGAGAAAGUUGAUCGAGAUCUUUUGAAGAAACGCUUAUAGAAUUAAAACAGAGGGUUGCUUGAGAGCACAUGGUCUCACUUGAGCUGAACAAGCUAAGAAGUAUCAAAUACCAAUACUGUGAGCUGUUGCAAAAUUAUGAAAACAUGCUGGAUUUGUCCUUUGAUCUCUCAAGUGAAUCCUGCAAAUCUAUUGGUUACCAAAAGAAGUAAAAUGAUGAUACGUGUCGCGCUGAUGAUCUAUUUGUUCAUCAUGAAAAUGUUCUUGUUACCAGUGAUGAAUUUAUUCAAAACUUGUGCAUGGAUUAGAUAUUAAUAAUAAUUCAUCAACUUACAACUAGAGUGAGUGGGCUGUGUGAUUCUCUUCCUUUAUGCAUCUGACACUAAACUGAUUCUGAAACCAUCUGUUGUAAAUUUAAUCCAUCAAGGAAAUUGAUGUGUACAGUGCAUAUUGCGUAUGUGUGGGCAUUUUUGCUAUUUAUCAUGAGGUAUGUAAGUGCGUUUAAACCGUUCUUUCAAAUCCACAAUUUUUUACAUUAAAAAAUCUAAACCUCUGAUUUUUGAUACAUUUUACAUACUUUGAAUGUGCUCGUGCAAAUUAAAGUUUACUCUCAAUCAUAAA